Messenger RNA from Grus americana (Whooping crane), 4900 nucleotides. It is a transcript of the gene GOSR1, whose product is annotated as golgi SNAP receptor complex member 1. Gene Ontology annotation, molecular function: SNAP receptor activity. Lineage: Eukaryota; Metazoa; Chordata; Aves; Gruiformes; Gruidae. Gene Ontology annotation, biological process: endoplasmic reticulum to Golgi vesicle-mediated transport; vesicle fusion. Gene Ontology annotation, cellular component: cis-Golgi network; Golgi medial cisterna; SNARE complex. The transcript has 9 exons. The record is from RefSeq and is a predicted model, not a curated record. The coding region runs from base 82 to 828 and encodes 248 amino acids.
CGCGCUUCUCGGAAGACGCUCUAGUCCGCCCAUCUCGGCGGCGCGGGCUCGCCGGGCCGUGGCUGACGUUGGACAACAAAGAUGGCGGCGGGGAGCAGCAACUACUGGGAAGAUCUCAGGAAGCAGGCGAGGCAGCUGGAGAACGAGCUGGACCUGAAGCUGGUCUCUUUCAGCAAACUCUGCACCAGCUACAGCAGCACCCGAGACGGAAGGCGCGACAGGUAUAGCUCUGACACAACUCCCCUCUUAAAUGGAUCGAGCCAGGACAGAAUGUUUGAGACCAUGGCUGUGGAGAUUGAACAACUUCUGGGAAAGCUUACUGGAAUAAAUGACAAAAUGGCAGAAUACACAAAUAGCGCAGGAGUCCCGUCCCUGAAUGCUGCACUGAUGCAUACAUUACAGCGUCAUAGAGACAUAUUGCAGGAUUAUACGCACGAAUUCCACAAAACCAAAGCAAACUUCUUGGCGAUACGAGAGAGGGAGAAUCUGUUGGGAUCAGUACGAAAAGAUAUCGAAUCAUAUAAAAGCGGGUCUGGAGUGAAUAACAGAAGAACAGAACUAUUCCUGAAGGAACACGAACACCUUCGAAACUCAGAUCGACUGAUAGAAGAAACAAUAAGCAUUGCCAUGGCAACUAAAGAAAAUAUGACUUCGCAGAGAGGGAUGUUGAAGUCAAUACAAAGCAAGAUGAAUACCUUGGCUAAUCGGUUUCCAGCAGUGAACAGCCUGAUUCAAAGGAUCAACCUUCGGAAACGACGAGAUUCUCUCAUCUUGGGUGGCAUUAUUGGCAUCUGCACCAUCUUACUGCUGCUAUAUGCUUUUCAUUGAUGGAUGUUCCCCCAUGGACUCUGCUAAACUCACCACCACCAUCCCUCCCCCCCAGUCAAGGAAAAGUGAGUGGGGGAAGCGACAGACUUCAAACAGCCUGCUCGUUACGGCUGGGAGUAUCAGCAUGAUGUCUAGAGCUUACGAUGGUAGACUGCGACACUGGUUUUGGGUUGAAGCUGCAGUGUUUCUCCUUCCCUGUCACACAUACAUCUUCUUUUGGGUUAUGUUUUGGGGGAUUUGUUUGUCUUUAAUUCCCUUUCUCACUGCAAGGUAAGUAAAUAUGGGACGCUUACCAGAACCGGCAGAACAUUUUCUGUGCUCAGCGGUGCUGGGGGAGGUCUGUCGUUUGCUGGUAAGUGGAAAAAGAUUGUUGGGCUUGCCUUGGGUAGAAACUCUGCAAGAAGCUGGUUUCCCCUGUAGGCCAAGCACAGUACUGAACACUUUUACCCUGUGAGAAGAAUAUUGCAGCUUUAAGCCGUCAGGUUGCUUUACUACUACACGUUCUGUAAUUCCUUUUAACUCAUGGUUGAGAUACUAGUUAUUUCUGCAUAAUUUGUGCUGUGAAAACUGUGCUUCACAUGAAUUCCUCAAAGUAAAAAAAGGAUUGUUCAGUUCACUUUUUGCACAGAGUAUGAAUAAACUACUCUCUGAGGAAGAUUUGUAAGGUUUCUUGUGGCUUUAAAGGGACUAACAAGUCCUCCUUUGUAAAAAGGGAGCACGGUGUCCUAGCAGCUGUUUACUGUAGUGUUCAGUCAUCUGAAAAGUGACCAAACAUGAGUUCACCUAAAAGGACUCUUUUGGGUGUAAAUAGUUUGAUUUGACUGGCAUCAUAAAGGUCUUUAUAAAGACACAAUAAGCAGUUUGAAAAGUCUAUAUUGUAAUUUAGAUAAAGUUAUUCUAAUAGCAUUAAUAUUUUUACAUUGUUAGUAGGAUAUAAUCUAAACUGUCAAUUGGAAAUGAAAAUUAUCGUGGUUAUACCUGAGGCAAAUGUAUCUGCGUGCAAAAUUUUUGGACAUAACUCCUCAUAGUAAAGAGUUGAAUGUAUGAAUAGUGAAACAAGUAUUAUUUACCAUUAUCUGGGGGGAAAAAUUUAUUUUUUGUCCAGACAUGCAACACGAAUCCUGUUGUGUUUGUGUCUCCAAACAAAGAUGACAUCAGGAAUGGCUUUGAUAUUGCAAAUUCACAAAUUACAGAUUUUUCUGCUCUUUCAACAACUCUUUUCCAUCUGUCAUAUCAUAACCCAAUAAAUUUAAACUGAGGCACUGAAAUAUCUUUCUAAGAAUUUUAUUAACUCUUUUCACAAUCAUUUUACAGUGCUCCUAACAGAUUUCAUGUAUGCCAUUACCCACAAAUGUCAAAUGGUCUCCAGGUUCUCCUCUGGAACAGAGUCUAGCAGGACAGACGCAAUUUUUUACUGCUUUUUACAGUGUCUGCGAAGUACCUGUUGGAGGGAGUAGAGACUUGUGCCUGUGUAGCGAGCAAAACCACAGUGUUGCGCCUAAAAUGUUUGUAUGAAUUUGAAGGCUUAUUUGCAGACUUUGUGCUAAAAAGUCAACAAAAGCUUCUAAUCAGUCAUCUUGUUGUUGGGAUUAGAAAGCAUUUGGAAUUAAUACAGUUAAAACUGCGGGGCUUAUAUUUUAAAUAAAGGGUGAUCAUUUUGUUGAUUUGGGAUUGUUCCUGGUUUGAAAUGAAGUGUUCAUUAAAGGGGUUUAUGAAAACCCUUGAUGGAUAAAGGAGGUCUAUUAUCGAGUUUGUGUGUUGGGAGAGCAAACCUCUUCUCCCCGAUGCUUUUUUCUUUGAUUCCUUCACCACCACCCUAAGGGACCCUGAUCAGCAGUCGUGCUUCUGUUUAGGAUUUGUAGGAUAUGGUUGCUCUAUAGUUGGCAAUAUAAGAUCUGCAGUACCGUAAAUAAAUUCAUUUAUUUAAUCUUAUAACCAGUCUUUUUACUGGACUUAAUUGAUUUGGUGCAUAUAUUUAAUCUUAUUGUGUGAAAAAGCUGCUAUGGAAAAUAUGUAGAUUAUAAUAAAUAUGUAAACAUAAUUGAUUUUUCAUGUUAUGAAAAUGUGAUGGAGGAACGGAUAUAUUUUAGUAUAAAAUAACAGAAAUGUGCUGAAUUACCUCUGAUAAAGCUUUACUGGAAAUGGUCUCAGUGUUGGCAGCCCCUCCACGGUUUUUAUUUGUAUUGGUUUUGAGACAGGUUUUUUUUCAAAAAUACAUUUAAUUAACCUUGUAGUCUCCCCUUCAUCAUCAUCUUGUAGUCGCCUAGCAAUGUGAGCAGGCGUUUUGCAUUGCUCUCAGAAGUGGUGUGCUUGCACGGAGCUGAGGGGAAAGCCUUGCUAAUUCUCCUGAACGUUUCUAACAACAUGGACCUAUAGUUAGGGUAGUGGAACGUGUAUAAAAACAGAGGAUUGUAGUAUUUAAUCUCAACUCCCAAAUUAUAGGUUUGUGUGGCUCCUGUUGCAAAAUAUAUUCUCUUCGGUUUUUCAUUCUGUGUGGUUCCUCUUGCUCUAAGGGAAAAAAUGUGGUUAAAGAAUUCUCGUUUCUGCAAUUCCUGGCAAAGUUGCAGUUUCAUAACCAAAUAGAAUUGUCCUAAGAAAAUUAUUGCUAAGCCAUACAAAUGAAGUGAGUAAAUACAUAAUAUUUCUACAGAGCACGUUUCACACACACACACACACACACUUUUUAAAUUUCUGCUUUAUUCUUGCCAGUACACAAGCACCUAUGCGAAACCCAUCCGACAACCCCUUAGCUCGGCACCAAAACGUAAAGGAUCGUAUUGAUAACUUCCAAUGCCACGCUUCACGUAGACACGAAUAUUUUUAUUCUUGUUUUUUAGACAAUGGGGUUUUUUACAUGUUUAUCUGAUGCUGGUUGCUAGAGCAGAGGAAUGGCAUUUGGGCAACACCCAGUAUUGCGUGUUCAGUGAAUAGUGAGCGUUCGUGUGGCUGUGGCCCAGACCGCAGCAGUCACUUAUCCCCAGCCCUCGUGGGAGCGUGCCUGAGCAGGGGUGGAGGCAGGGCUUUGCUCUCCGGGUGCUGGGACCAAGCAGCAUGGUGCUUCUGGUAAUACAAGAGUUUGCCCUUCCUGGGAAGGCACAACACUUUUUCUUAUUCAAUAUUGAUUUCAGGAGCUUUUGCAUAUCGAAGUGUGGUAUAAAUUCCUACUGGAUUCAUUACACUGAAUAAUCAACUAGAAUUUUUCAUUUGUGGUUUUAGAAAUCCUUUCUUUUGGACAGUCUUACGAUUACUGUGAGAAGAGUCAGUUCUUUGCUGGAUGUCGAAAACGAAAGAGCAAAAGUGGAUUUUCAGGUGAUAUGAAAGUUUCAGAUAACUUGUUGAUGGUUUGUCCUCCCUGAAGCUCCCCCAAAACUGCUACACAGGGAGCAAAGUCAGGUCCACCACUUCUGAUUGUGUCACUCAUUUAGUCAGGACUGUUUUAGCUCUCUAAACCUAGCAGCUAGUUUCCCAAGAUCACUUGAUGCAUAACCUUUUCCUAUUUUUACUUUUUUUUUUUUUUUUCCUGAAGCUUUCGUUUGAAACAGGAAGGAGAGGUAACAGCUGUAUCAGUUCUGAAGGAGGAAAUAAUUCUGAAACUCCUUAUAACAGUGUGGGAUUAUGAAAUCGUGCAGUGGUUCUGUUGAGCAGUGUGCAGGACAGGAGACCUCAGUGAAAGAUACACUGAGACAAAACUGAGCCAUAUCCUAGGUGACAUCUGCAAGUCCUCUUGGUGCCCUGUAUCUCUCCUGUCGACUGGAUAUUUGAAACCAGUGUGAUGUUUUCAGUUCCAAAUACAUAAGCGGUUGUUGGUCUGUCUACUACUGAGUGCGGAAAACAGUUUAAAUAAACACUCAAGACAAAAAACAAGACCCUUUCUCACAAAAUAUCCCAGUCCAGACCCUUGUAAACAAUUUUCUGAUUGCACUUUCUGAUUUUUUGCUUUUCAUAUAGCUUCUUGAAACUUAUUUUAUUGUAACUGUAAUUAUUUUUGUUCUCACCUAUUGUGCAUUCUCUGUAUGUAUUAAAAAAAGCUUUGAUAUGUAAUUUAAUAAUAAAUUAGAAUUCUAAGCAAGGU